Dromiciops gliroides (monito del monte) is the source of this 1761-nucleotide messenger RNA. Its product is annotated as zinc finger protein 780A-like. Gene Ontology annotation, biological process: regulation of transcription by RNA polymerase II. Lineage: Eukaryota; Metazoa; Chordata; Mammalia; Microbiotheria; Microbiotheriidae. The record is from RefSeq and is a predicted model, not a curated record. The transcript is spliced from 5 exons. Bases 282 to 1742 code for a protein of 486 amino acids. Gene Ontology annotation, molecular function: RNA polymerase II cis-regulatory region sequence-specific DNA binding; DNA-binding transcription factor activity.
UUUACAUCACUUCCGCUUUACCUAUUUCAGUCUCUUCCGUGCUUACCUGUGUUAUUUUCAUCUCCACGUGGGAGCAGAGUCAACUGGAUCCAAUAGUGACGCCCCCGCACCUGGAGGCUGGCUGCGGGGUGCGGCGGGGUCGGAGCAUCGGGGUCUCAUUGGGGAGCACGGGAAUAACGGGGGAGCGUCCCACAGAGGAAGGAAGCGCUUAAGGCGCCCGCGAACCUUGGCCUCUUGUGGCCUCUGCUCUUCCCCAGUAGGUGCUUUCACUGCGCAAGGGAAUGGCUCCUGUGCUCCUGACAACCAGGCCUGGAAGGGAAUCAGUGACAUUCCAGGAUGUGGCUGUGGAAUUCACGCAGGAGGAGUGGGCACUUUUGAACCUGUCUCAGAAAAAGUUGUACAGGGAUGUGAUGAUGGAGAACUAUAGCAACCUGGUCUCUUUGGGAAUUGCAGUUUCCAAACCAGAUGUCAUCUCCCUAAUGGAAAGAAAGGAAGCCUUCUGGAUGCCAGAGACAGAUAUCCCAAGAAGCAGCUGCCCAGAGAGCAAAGAAUUCAGUGGACAAAAACCUUACAAAGAUAAUGAAUGUGGGAAGGCCUUUAGGCUGGAGAACCAAUAUAUGCAACAUCAGGGAAUACAUACUGGGGAGAAGCCUUAUGAAUGUAAUCAUUGUGGCAAAACUUUUAGACUGAGGUAUUACCUUACUCGACAUCAGAGAAUUCAUACUGGAGAGAAACCUUAUGAAUGUAACAAAUGUGGCAAGUCCUUUAUACUGAAGACAGAACUUACUCAUCAUCAGAGAAUUCAUACUGGAGAGAAGCCUUAUAAAUGUGAUGAAUGUGGAAAGGCCUUCAGCCGGAAGGCAGAGCUUCCUCGCCAUCAGAGUAUUCAUACCGGAGAGAAACCUUAUGAAUGUAACAAAUGUGGCAAGUCCUUUAGACUGAAGACACAACUUACUCAUCAUCAGAGAAUUCAUACUGGAGAGAAGCCUUAUAAAUGUGAUGAAUGUGGAAAGGGCUUCAUAGUGAAGACAGACUUAAAUCAGCAUCAGAGAAUUCAUACUGGAGAGAAGCCAUAUAAAUGUGAUGAAUGUGGAAAGACCUUCAGAGUGAAGAAAUACUUAAAUCAGCAUCAGAGAAUACACACUGGACAGAAGCCUUAUAAAUGUAAUCAUUGUGGUCAGGCCUUCAGAUUGUGCGAACUGUUUACUCAGCACCACAAAACUCAUAAUGGAGAAAAACCAUUUGUAUGUAAUGAGUGUGGGAAAGGCUUCUUUUGGAAUUCAGCUUUCAUGCAACAUCAGAGGAUUCAUACUGGAGAGAAACCUUUUGAAUGUAACAAAUGUGGCAAGGCCUUUAGACUGAAGACACAACUUACUCAGCAUCAGAGAAUUCAUACUGGAGAGAAGCCUUAUAAAUGUGAUGAAUGUGGCAAAGCCUUCCGCCUUAUCAUGCAACUUACUCAACAUAAAAGAAUUCAUACUGGAGAGAAACCUUAUGAAUGUAAUGAAUGUGGGAAGGCCUUUAGACAGAGGACAAAACUUACCAUGCAUCAGAGAAUUCAUACUGGAGAGAAACCUUAUGAAUGUAAUGAAUGUGGGAAGGCCUUCAGACAGAGGACAAAACUUACCAUGCAUCAGAAAAUUCAUACUGAUGAGAAGCCUUAUAAAUGUAAUGAAUGUGGAAUGGCCUUCAGAUCGUGGAGACGAUGUAUUCAACACCAGAGAGUACAUACUAGAGAGUAGACUUAUGAAUCUAAUCAUU